This is a messenger RNA of Trichogramma pretiosum, 1225 nucleotides long. RefSeq names its product zinc finger protein OZF-like. The record is from RefSeq and is a predicted model, not a curated record. Gene Ontology annotation, cellular component: nucleus. The coding region runs from base 281 to 1225 and encodes 314 amino acids. NCBI's taxonomy places the organism in Eukaryota, Metazoa, Arthropoda, Insecta, Hymenoptera, Trichogrammatidae. The transcript has 4 exons.
UGUGUGCGAGUGCCUUUGUUUGUAUCAUAGAAAAAGUUGAUCUUGUAGGAAAAGUGUAUGGCCAAGGAGUUAUCACAAUUACGGAGUCACUCUGUUAAUAAGUUUGAUAAAUAAAGUAGUGCAUGUAGUCUGUAGCAUAGAGCUAAAGUAAGCGAGUGUUUACAAAUCGGUGCGAAUUUGAGGUGCAGUGUUGACUGCUCGAGGCACAUAUAACCUCAAAUAUUGUCUCAGUACAUAUUAUGAAUAUUUUCAGUAAAUUUAUAUCAUAAUUAAGCAAGUUAUGAAAAGCAGCCAGAACAUAAUUGGGGUGAAAGAAGAGGCACAGGAUACUUGGCCAUACGCAGGCGACGAUUAUGAUUUCGAUUCGGUGGACUCUUCCGAAGCCAAAAACAUUCAAAUGUUCCCGCUUUAUAAAUCACCGGCAAAUCAUACGAACGAAGUUAUGCGGUUUCAGGAAAGAUUAAACGAAAAAAUAUUCAUAGACUUCGAGUGCAAAGAUGUUAAGCCUGAUCUAAUGCCUAUGUCGACCAACAUCUGCAAAACCGAGUUCAAAAAUAUUCAACCGAUCAUAAAGUUAGAAAACGAAAAUCAAACAAGUAGGAUGAAUAAAAAUAUAUACAUCGAAUUUGAGUGCAAAAAUGUGAAACUUGAAGGCAAGACUCCAUCGACAACCAUGUGCAAAACUGAGGAUCAAAGUUGUUUGCCUAUAGUAAAAAUAGAAAACGGAAAUCAGACCAUUGAUACAAAUGGAAAUAUAUCCACUGAUUUUGCAGUACAUUGUCGAACGAAGGCUUUUGAAUGUGAAAUUUGCCGCAAGUUAUUUGCAUAUAAAAAUGAGCUCAAUAGUCACAUAAAAACAGUACAUGAUGGGAGCAAACCCUUUCAAUGUGACACUUGUUACAAAUCAUUUGGACGGACAAGUAACCUCAAACGUCACAUAAAUUCAGUACACAAUCGAAGCGCACCGUUUGAAUGUGACAUUUGUCACAAAUCGUUUAGUCGCAAGGAUAUCGUCAAAACUCACAUAACUACAUACAUAAUCGCAAAACCGUUUGAAUGUAAUAUUUGUGAAAAAUUAUUUGGAUACAAGGCUGACCUCAAAAAUCAUAUAAAUGCCGUACAUCAUAUGACGAAACCCUUCGAAAGCGACAUUUGCCACAAAUCGUUUGAAUGGCAGAGUAAACUCAAACGGCAUAUAAUGGCAGUAACCAAUUGUAAACUCUAG